Oncorhynchus keta (chum salmon) is the source of this 837-nucleotide messenger RNA. RefSeq lists its product as uncharacterized. The record is from RefSeq and is a predicted model, not a curated record. The transcript has 2 exons. NCBI's taxonomy places the organism in Eukaryota, Metazoa, Chordata, Actinopteri, Salmoniformes, Salmonidae. The coding region runs from base 1 to 837 and encodes 278 amino acids.
AUGCGACCCAAUCCAGCAUCUGUAGCCUUGCCAAAUAAGGCCCAGUAUAACAGCAUUAAGAAUUCAACAAGCUCAUCAAAGCUGGUGGUGGACGAACCAACCUGCCUGGAUAAGAUUACCAGGUUUCCCUGCUCGUGGCUUGCCCCCGCCCCCAAGCCCCCAACCCCCCAAGCCCCCAACCCCCAUCCCCCAAGCCCCGUCCCCAAGCCCCCGCCCCCAAGCCCCCGCCACCAAACCCCAGUCCCCAAGCCCCCCCCCCCAAACCCCCGCCCCCAAGCCCCGCCCCCAAACCCCCGUCCCCAAAAACCCCGUCCCCAAGCCCCCGCCCCCAAGCCCCCGCCCCCAAACCCCCGUCCCCAAGCCCCCGCCCCCCGUCCCCAAUCCCCCCGUCCCCAAGCCCCAGAAAACAAACCCAGUCCCCAAACCCCCGUCCCCAAGCCCCCGCCCCCAAGCCCCCGCCCCCAAGCCCCCGUCCCCAAGCCCCCGUCCCCAAGCCCCCGUCCCCAAGCCCCCGCCCCCAAGCCCCCGUCCCCAAUCCCCAGUCCCCAAGCCCCAGUCCCCAAACCCCCCGUCCCCAAGCCCCCGCCCCCAAGCCCCCAACAGUCCCCAAGCCCCCAGCCCCCAAGCCCCGUCCCCAAUCCCCCCGUCCCCAAGCCCCAGUCCCCAAGCCCCAGUCCCCAAACCCCCAGUCUCCAAGCCCCCGCCCCUAAGCCCCAACGUCCCCAAUCCCCCGUCCCCAAGCCCCAGUCCCCAAGCCCCCCGUCCCCAAGCCCCAACAGUCCCCAAUCCCCCGUCCCCAAGCCAGACAACAAAGAUCAUACCAGCAAGGCCAACUGA